Molecule: messenger RNA, 7620 nt
Organism: Stomoxys calcitrans (stable fly)
Lineage: Eukaryota; Metazoa; Arthropoda; Insecta; Diptera; Muscidae
Product: retinitis pigmentosa 1-like 1 protein
Exons: 2
Coding region: 1-7620 (2539 amino acids)
Source: RefSeq, a predicted model, not a curated record
AUGGCGCGUAUAAAUACCUUCGCCAAUGGAAUAUGGAGUUUAGUUAAAAUCGAAUUAAUCAAAGGCAUGAAGUUCCGUUUCCUGGCACUUUUCAUUUGUGUGUGUGCGUUUGCAUUCCUAGUGGGAGGAGCACCCACUAGGCUGCCUGAUGCCGACGAGGGAGGAGGAGGUGUAGAUGUUGGCGAUGAAAUUGCAAGUGCCGACAAAGGUGUAGACGAAACACAAGACAGUGUUGCUGACGGUGUAUCAAACGAAUGUCAAACGGACAAUGAAGCAGUAAAAGAAACUGCACCGGCGGAAACUGCAGCAGAAGCUGGUGAAGUAACUGCAGAAGAACCAACAGAUGCGGAUACAUCAAGUGAAGAAACUCCUGCUGGUGAAGAUACCCCUAUAGCGGAGACUGGAGAAGAGACUGCUGGUGAAGACACGCCGGCAGAAGUGGCUAGUGAAGAAACUGCUGGUGAGGAAGUCGUUGGUGAAGAAACCGGUGCAGAAGAGACAGCCGGUGAGGAAAAUCUUGAAGAAGAGACUGCUGGAGAGGAAACAGCCGGUGAUGAAUCUCCUGCUGGUGAGGAGCCCGUUGGUGAAGAAAUUCCUGCGGAAGAGACUGCUGCAGAAGAGACUGCUGCAGAAGAGACUGCUGCAGAAGAGACUGCUGCAGAAGAGACUGCUGCAGAAGAGACUGCUGCAGAAGAGACUGCUGCAGAAGAGACUCCUGUGGGUGAGGAGCCAGCUGGAGAAGAAACUCCUACAGAAGUGACUGGUGAAGUGAUAGUUGGUGAGGAACCCGCAGAUGAAGAAACUCCUGCCGAAGAGACCGCUGGUGAGGAAGCAACCAAUGAAGAAACUCCUGCUGGUGAGGAACCUGCUGACGAAGAGACUACUGGAGAGGAAGCAGGCGGUGAAGAAGCUCCCGCUGGUGAAGAGUCAGUCGGUGAAGAAGGUGCUGCUGAAGAAAUCCCUUUAGAAGAAACCGUUGGUGAGGAAUCCGCAGUAGGAGAAACUCCUGCCGAAGAGACCGCUGGUGAGGAAGCAACCGAUGAAGAAACUCCUGCUGGUGAGGAGCCUGCUGGUGAAGAGACUCCUGCAGAAGGGACUGCUUCAGAGGAAGAAGGCGUUGAAGAAACUCCUGAUGAAGUUGAUCAAGAAACCAGUGAAGAUGGUGCUGCUGAAGAAACUCCUUUAGAAGAAACAGUUGGUGAGGAAUCCGCAGUAGGAGAAACUCCUGCCGAAGAGACCGCUGGUGAGGAAGCAACCGAUGAAGAGACUCCUGCUGGUGAAGAAACUCCUGCGGGUGAGGAGCCAGCUGGUGAAGAAACUCCUACAGAAGUGAUUGGUGAAGAGACCGUUGGUGAAGAACCCGCAGUUGAAGAAACUCCUGCCGAAGAGACCGCUGGUGAGGAAGCAACCAAUGAAGAAACUCCUGCUGGUGAGGAGCAAGUUGGUGACGAAAUUCCUACUGGUGAGGAGCCUGCUGACGAUGAAACACCUGCAGAAGAGACUGCUGCAGAAGAGACUACUGGAGAGGAAGCAGGCGGUGAAGAAGCUCCCGCUGGUGAAGAGCCAGUCGGUGAAGAAAGUGCUGCUGAAGAAACUCCUUUAGAAGAAACCGUUGGUGAGGAAUCCGCAGCAGGAGAAACUCCUGCCGAUGAAACUGCUGGUGAGGAAGCAACCGAUGAAGAAACUCCUGCUGGUGAGGAGACAGUUGGUGAAGACACCGGUGAAGAAACAGAAGAGGCUGGCGAAGAAGCCGCGGGAGAAGAAACACCAGCUGGUGAGGAACCUGCUGUUGAAGAAGAAUCCGGUGUAGAAGGUGCUGCUGAAGAAACUCCUUUAGAAGAAACUGCGGGUGAGGAAGCAACCGGUGAAGAUACUCCUGCUGGUGAGGAGCCAGCUGGUGAAGAAAUUCCAGCAGAAGGGACUGCUCCAGAGGAAGAAGGCGGUGAAGAAACUCCUGAUGCUGAAGAACCAGUUGAUGAAGAAACCAGUGAAGAUGGUGCUGCUGAAGAAACUCCUUUAGAAGAAACCGUUGGUGAGGAAUCCGCAGUAGGAGAAACUCCUGCCGAAGAGACUGCUGGUGAGGAAGCAACCGAUGAAGAAACUCCUGCUGGUGAGGAGACAGUUGGUGAAGAAACCGGUGAAGAAACAGAAGAGGCUGGCGAAGAAGCCGCGGGAGAAGAAACACCAGAAACGCCUGCUGUUGAAGAAGAAUCCGGUGAAGAAGGUGCUGCUGAAGAAACUCCUUUAGAAGAAACUGCGGGUGAGGAAGCAACCGGUGAAGAUACUCCUGCUGGUGAAGAGGCCGCUGGUGAAGAAACUCCUACUGGUGAGGAGCCUGCUGUAGAGGAAACACCUGCAGAAGAGACUACUGAAGAGGAAGCAGGCGAUGAAGAAACUCCUGCUGGUGAAGAGACAGUUGGUGAAGAAACCGGUGAAGAACCUGAAGAGGCUGGUGAAGAAGCCGCGGGAGAAGAAACACCAGCUGGUGAAGAGCCUGCUGUUGAAGAAACACCUGCAGAAGAAACUACUUUGGAGGGAGUAGGCGGUGAAGAGCAAGUUGGUGAAGAAACGAGUGAAGAAGGUGGUGCUGCAGAAACUGCGGAUGGGGAAGAAACGGGUGAAGAAACUCCUGCUGGUGAAGAGCCUGUUGGUGAAGAAAUUGGGGGUGAGGAAGCAGCUGGCGAAGAAAUUCCCACUGGUGAAGAAAUUCCUGCAGAAGAAACUGCUGGUGAAGAAAAUCUUGAAGAAGAAGCUGGUGAGGAAAUUCCUGAAGAAGAGACUGCUGGAGAGGAAGCAGGCGAGGUAGAAACUCCUGCUGGUGAAGAGCCAGUUGGUGAAGAAACCGGUGAAGAAAGUGCUGCUGAAGAAACUCCUUUAGAAGAAAUUGCGGGUGAGGAAGCAGCUGGCGAAGAAAUUCCUGCUGGUGAAGAAAUUCCUGCAGAAGAAACUGCUGGUGAAGAAAAUCUUGAAGAAGAGGCUGCUGAGGAAAUUCCUGAAGAAGAGACUGCCGGAGAGGAAACAAGCGGGGUAGAAACUCCUGCUGGUGAAGAAACCGAAGAAGAAAGUGCAGCUGAAGAAACUCCUUUAGAAGAAACUGCGGGAGAGGAAGCAGCUGGCGAAGAAAUUCCUGUUGGUGAAGAAACUCCUGCAGAAGAAACUGCUGGUGAGGAAACUCCUGAAGAAGAGGCUGUUGUAGAGGGAGUAGCUGAUGAGGAAACUCCUCAAGAAGAGACUACUGAAGAGGAAGCAGGCCGUGAAGAAACUCCUGCAGAAGAAACUGCUGGUGAGGAAAAUCUUGAAGAGACUGAAGGCGAACAUCCGCCAUGUGGUGCUAGCACUGAAGGAGAGGCCGAAAUACCCGCCGUAGAAGAAACAGGUGAACACACAUGUGGUGGCGCUGAAGGAGAAGAUACAUCCGGCGUAGAAGUCGCUGGCGAAGAAGCCGCGGACGAUGAAAGUGGACCAAGUGUAGAAGAGGCUGAAGGCCAUGAGGGAGAAGGUGAAGCUUCCGGUAGCAGUGGCGGAGUUCAUAUUGAAAUAACAAUUGAAGGAGGUCAUGGAUCAUCGGAAAGUGUAGCGGAAGUUGAAGGCGAACCACCAUGUGAAGUUUGUACCGGAGGAGAGGGUGAGACUCAUACAGGAGAAGAAACUGCUGAACAUUCAUGCGGUGGAGCUGAGGGUGAAGUGACAACCGGUGGAGAGACCGCGGCUGAGGAUGUCGUAGGCGAAGAAGCCGCGAGCGUUGAAGGCGAACCAUGUGGUGGAGGGGCUGAAGGUCACGAGGGAGAAGGUGAAGCUUCCGGUGGCAGUGGCGGAGUUCAUAUUGAAAUAACAAUUGAAGGAGGUCAUGGAUCAUCGGAAAGUGUAGCGGAAGUUGAAGGCGAACAACCACCAUGUGAAGUUUGUGCGGGAGGAGAGGGUGAAACUCAUACAGGAGAAGUAACUGCUGAACAUUCAUGCGGUGGAGCUGAGGGAGAAGUGACAACCGGUGAAGCGACCACAGGUGAGGAUGUCGCAGGCGAAGAAGCCGCGAGCGUUGAAGGCGAAUGUGGUGGAGGGGCUGAAGGCCACGAAGGAGAAGGUGAAGCUUCCGGUGGCAGUGGCGGAGUUCAUAUUGAAAUAACAGUCGAAGGAGAACAUGGGUCAACUGGUGGUGAAACCUCAGAAGGUGAACAUUCACCAUGCGAAGGAGCUUCUGGAAGUGAGGAGGCUGAAGGCGAACAUCCACCACCUGAAGUUUGUGUCGGUGGAGAGACCGAGAUACCCGUCGGAAAAGAAACAGGUGAACACACGUGCGGUGGAGCUGAGGGUGAAGAGACAACAGUUGAAGAAACAGCUGGGGGAGAGGAAACUGAAGGUGCACAUCCACCAUGUGAUGGAGCAUCAGGUGAAGAAGGGGUUGGAGUUCACGAGGGAGAAAGUGAAGCUUCCGAUGGCAGUGGUGGUGUUCAUAUUGAAAUAACAAUUGAAGGAGAGCAUGGAUCAACGGAAGGUGGGGCAGAAGUUGAAGGCGAACAACCACCAUGUGAAGUUUGUGCCGGAGGAGAGGGUGAAACUCAUACAGGAGAAGAAACCGCAGAACACUCAUGCGGUGGAGCUGAGGGAGAAGUGACAACCGGUGAAGAGACUGCCGUUGAGGAUGUCGCAGGCGAAGAAGCCGCUGGCGAAGAAGCCGCGAGCGUUGAAGGCGAACCAUGUGGUGGAGGGGCUGAAGGCCACGAAGGAGAAGGUGAAGCUUCCGGUGGCAGUGGCGGAAUUCAUAUUGAAAUAACAGUCGAAGGAGAACAUGGGCCAACAGGUGGUGAGACCUCAGAAGGUGAACAUCCACCAUGCGAAGGAGCUCCUGGUAGUGAAGAGGCUGAAGGUGAACAUCCACCACAUGAAGUUUGUGCCGGUGGAGAGACCGAGACACCCGUCGGAGAAGAAACAGGUGAACACACAUGUAGUGGCGCUGAGGGAGAAGAGACAACCGUUGAAGAAAGUGCUGGGGGAGAGGAAACUGAAGGUGCACACCCACCCUGUGAUGGAGCUUCAGGUGAAGAAGGGGCUGGAGUUCCCGAGGGAGAAAGUGAAACUUCCGCUGGCAGUGGUGGAGUUCAUAUUGAAAUAACAAUUGAAGGAGAGCAUGGAUCAUCGGAAGGUGUGCCAGAAGUUGAAGGCGAACAACCACCAUGUGAAGUUUGUGCCGGAGGAGAGGGUGAAACUCAUACAGGAGAAGAAACUGCAGAACACUCAUGCGGUGGAGCUGAGGGAGAAGUGACAACCGGUGAAGAGACUGCGGGUGAGGAUGUCGCAGGCGAAGAAGCCGCUGGCGAAGAAGCCGCGAGCGUUGAAGGCGAACCAUGUGGUGGAGGGGCUGAAGGCCACGAAGGAGAAGGUGAAGCUUCCGGUGGCAGUGGCGGAAUUCAUAUUGAAAUAACACUCGAAGGAGAACAUGGGCCAACAGGUGGUGAGACCUCAGAAGGUGAACAUCCACCAUGCGAAGGAGCUUCUGGAAGUGAGGAGGCUGAAGGCGAACAUCCACCACAUGAAGUUUGUGUCGGUGGAGAGACCGAGAUACCCGUCGGAGAGGAAACAGGUGAACACACGUGCGGUGGAGCUGAGGGUGAAGAGACAACAGUUGAAGAAGCAGCUGGGGGAGAGGAAACUGAAGGUGCACAUCCACCAUGUGAUGGAGCUUCAGGUGAAGAAGGGGUUCGAGUUCACGAGGGAGAAAGUGAAGCUUCCGAUGGCAGUGGUGGAGUUCAUAUUGAAAUAACAAUUGAGGGAGAGCAUGGAUCAACGGAAGGUGGGGCAGAAGUUGAAGGCGAACAACCACCAUGUGAAGUUUGUGCCGGAGGAGAGGGUGAAACUCAUACAGGAGAAGAAACUGCUGAACAUUCAUGCGGUGGAGCUGAGGGAGAAGUCACAACCGGUGAAGCUACCACGGGUGAGGAUGUCGCAGGCGAAGAAGCCGCUGGCGAAGAAGUCGCGAGCGUUGAAGGCGAACCAUGUGGUGGAGGGGCUGAAGGUCACGAGGGAGAAGGUGAAGUUUCCGGUGGCAGUGGCGGAGUUCAUAUUGAAAUAACAGUCGAAGGAGAACAUGGGUCAACAGGUGGUGAAACCUCAGAAGGUGAACAUCCACCAUGCGAAGGAGCUCCUGGUAGUGAAGAGGCUGAAGGUGAACAUCCACCACAUGAAGUUUGUGCCGGUGGAGAGACCGAGACACCCGUCGGAGAAGAAACAGGUGAACACACAUGUAGUGGCGCUGAGGGAGAAGAGACAACCGUUGAAGAAAGUGCUGGGGGAGAGGAAACUGAAGGUGCACACCCACCCUGUGAUGGAGCUUCAGGUGAAGAAGGGGCUGGAGUUCCCGAGGGAGAAAGUGAAACUUCCGAUGGCAGUGGUGGAGUUCAUAUUGAAAUAACAAUUGAAGGAGAGCAUGGAUCAUCGGAAGGUGUGGCAGAAGUUGAAGCCGAACAACCACCAUGUGAAGUUUGUACCGGAGGAGAGGGUGAAACUCAUACAGGAGAAGAAACUGCUGAACAUUCAUGCGGUGGAGCUGAGGGUGAAGUGACAAACGGUGAAGAUACCGCAAGUGAAGAUGUCGCAGGCGAAGAAGCCGCUGGUGAAGAAGCCGCUGGCGAAGAAGCCGCAGGCGAAAAACCCGCUGGCGAGGAAGCCGCGAGCGUUGAAGGUGAACCAUGUGGUGGAGUGGCUGAAGGUCACGACGGAGAAGGUGGAACUUCGGGUGGUAGUGGCGGAGUUCAUAUUGAAAUAACAAUUGAAGGAGAGCAUGGAUCAUCUGAAGGUGAGGCGGAAGUUGAAGGAGAACAAACAGCUGAACAUUCAUGCGGUGGCGCUGAGGGAGAAGAGACAACCGGUGAAGAGACCGUGGGCGAAGAAGCCACAGGCGAAGAAGCUGCAGGCGAAGAAGUCGCAGGCGAAGAAGCCGCAGGCGAAGAAGCCGCAGGCGAAGAAGCCGCAGGCGAAGAAUCCGCAGGCGAAGAAGCCGCAGGCGAAGAAGCCGCGGGCGAAGGAGCCGCAGGCGAAGAAACCGCGAGCGUUGGAGGCGAACCAUGUAGUGGAGUGGCUGAAGGUCACGAGGGAGAAGGUGAAACUUCGGGUGGUAGUGGCGGAGUUCAUAUUGAAAUAACAAUUGAAGGAGAGCAUGGAUCAUCGGAAGGUGAGGCGGAAACUGAAGGAGAACAAACAGCUGAACAUUCAUGCGGUGGAACUGAGGGAGAAGAGACUACCGGUGAAGAGACCGUGGGUGAAGAAGCCGCAGGCGAAGAAGCCACAGGCGAAGAAGCCGCAGGCGAAGAAGCCGCAGGCGAAGAAGCCGCGGGCGAAGAAGCCUCAGGCCAAGAAGCCGCAGGCGAAGAAGUCGCAGGCGAAGAAGCCGCAGGCGAAGAAGCCGCUGGCGAAGAAGCCGCAGGCGAAGAAACCGCAGGCGAAGAUGCCGCAGGCGAAGAUGCCGCAGGCGAAGAAUCCGCGAGCGUUGAAGGCGAACCAUGUGGUGGAGUGGCAGAAGGUCACGGGGGAGAAGGUGAAACUUCGGGUGGUAGUGGCGGAGUUCAUAUUGAAAUAACAAUUGAAGGAGAGCAUGGAUCAUCGGAAGGGAGAAGAGACUACCGGUGA